UGUUUUUAUUAUAUGUUUGUUGCUAUUAAUUAAUGAAACGUUAAUGUUUUUAUUUAAAAGUAGACUAAGUGUUCGUUUUUAACUUGUGGGAUAGUGAUUUAACUCGAGUUUCAUCAUGGAUGUCGCCGACACCUAUGCUACACAAAGCCAAGUGAAAGACGAAGUCGGAGUUCGUUGCCAAAAGCUCUUCCAGGACUUUUUAGAAGAGUUCAAAGAAGACAAUGAAAUAAAAUACGAAAAACACGCUAAAGAGCUCCUUAAGCCUGAAUUAAGCACACUAGAAGUCAGCUUUGAUGAUGUUGAGAAAUACAACCAAAAUCUUGCAACUACAUUAAUUGAGGAGUAUUAUCGAAUAUACCCAUUUAUUAAUCAAGCCAUUCUGAAUUAUGUGUUGAGCCUUGCUGAUGCCGGCAUGAAAAAGGACUUGCAAGGCAAGGAGUGCUACAUUUCCUUUGUGGAUGUGCCAACAAGACACAAAGUGAGAGAAUUGACUACAACCAAAAUUGGAACCUUGAUCAGAAUCUCAGGACAGAUUGUGAGAACGCAUCCGGUGCAUCCGGAGCUGGUCUCUGGAACGUUUGUGUGUUUGGAUUGUCAGACGGUGAUCAAAAAUGUGGAGCAACAGUUUAAGUACACCAUCCCCACCAUCUGCCGCAACCCUGUCUGUGCGAAUCGACGCCGGUUCAUGCUGGAUGCAGACAAGUCGGUGUUCGUGGACUUCCAGAAGAUCCGCAUCCAGGAAACGCAAGCCGAGCUGCCGAGAGGCUGCAUCCCGAGGUCCUUGGAAGUUAUAUUGAGAGCUGAGGCUGUGGAAUCUGUUCAGGCAGGAGAUCGCUAUGACUUCACAGGCACCCUGAUAGUGGUGCCGGAUGUGGGCUCUCUGUCCAUGCCUGGCGCUAAAGCUGAGCUGACGACACGGACAAGACAGAAUAAUGAGGGUCAGAUGGAGGGCAUCAAAGGUCUCAAGGCUUUGGGGGUCAGGGAACUGCAUUACAAAACGGCAUUCCUGGCGUGCAGCGUGCAAGCGAUUUCCCGGCGCUUCGGCACCGCGGAACUCGCCGCUGAUGACAUGACCACUGAAGACAUGAGGAAGCAGAUGACGGACAAGGAAUGGGAUAAGGUAUACGAGAUGUCUAGGGAUCGCAAUUUGUACAACAACCUGAUUGCCAGCCUGUUCCCGAGUAUCCACGGCAACAAUGAAGUCAAACGGGGCAUUCUUUUGAUGCUGUUCGGAGGAGUCGCCAAGACCACCAUUGAAGGCACAACUCUCCGAGGCGACAUAAACGUGUGCAUCGUGGGCGACCCGAGCACAGCGAAGUCUCAAGUCCUGAAGCAAGUCAGUGAGAUCACUCCGCGAGCCGUGUACACCAGCGGCAAAGCUUCGUCAGCAGCCGGUCUCACUGCAGCUGUGGUCAAGGACGAAGAAUCGUUUGACUUCGUAAUAGAAGCUGGCGCGCUCAUGUUGGCGGACAACGGCGUGUGCUGCAUCGACGAGUUCGAUAAGAUGGACUUGGCUGACCAAGUCGCCAUCCACGAGGCUAUGGAGCAGCAGACCAUCUCCAUCGCCAAGGCCGGAGUUCGAGCCACCCUAAACGCGCGCACAUCCAUCCUCGCGGCCGCAAACCCCAUCGGCGGCCGGUACGACCGCGCCAAGUCCCUCCAACAAAACGUGCAACUGUCCGCACCCAUCAUGUCCCGCUUCGAUCUAUUCUUCAUACUUAUAGACGAGACCAGCGAGAUGGUCGACUACGCUAUCGCGAGGAAGAUUGUGGAUCUGCAUUGCAAUAAAGAAGAAAGUUACGAUUGUGUGUAUUCUAGAGAAGAUCUGCUGAGAUAUAUUGCGUUUGCUAGGAGCUUCAAGCCUAUUAUUACCGAGGAUGCAGGCAAGCUCCUGGUGGAGUACUACACGACGCUGCGGCAGCGCGACUGCGGCGGCGCGUGGCGCAUCACGGCGCGGCAGCUCGAGUCCAUGAUCCGCCUCGCCGAGGCGCUCGCCAAGAUGCACUGCAGCGGACACGUGCAGCCGCGGCACGUGCAGGAGGCACACAGAUUGCUGAAUAAAUCCAUCAUCCGAGUAGAACAACCCGACAUCCAUUUGGAUGAGGAUGAACCCCAAUACGAGCCUAGCAUGGACCUCGACCAGGACCUACCCAACUGUACUAAUGGUACAACAGAGACGCCAGUCAACGGAGACUCGGGCAAGAAAAAGCUAACGCUGUCCUUCGAGGAAUACAAAACGCUCAGCGACAUGCUCGUCGUGUUCAUGAGGAAGGAAGAGGCUGAGGCGGAAACCAGAGGCGAAGAAAGCUCAGGCAUGAAAAAGAGCGCCGUGGUCAGCUGGUACCUAGAGCAGCUGGUGUCACAGGGAGCCAUAGAAGACGAGGACGAACUUCUAGAACGGAAGACGCUGGUCGAGAAGGUCAUCGACCGGCUCAUGUACCAUGACCAAGUGAUAAUCCCGCUGUCCACCACCGGUCUCAAGAGCACACAGAAGUCCGCGACAGAGCAAGAGGUGGAAGACGAUCCGCUGCUGGUCGUGCACCCUAACUAUGUCGUCGAUACGUGAUAGUGUUACUU
Molecule: messenger RNA, 2577 nt
Organism: Cydia amplana
Lineage: Eukaryota; Metazoa; Arthropoda; Insecta; Lepidoptera; Tortricidae
Gene: Mcm6
Product: DNA replication licensing factor Mcm6
Exons: 14
Coding region: 116-2566 (816 amino acids)
Biological process (GO): double-strand break repair via break-induced replication; DNA replication initiation; mitotic DNA replication
Cellular component (GO): MCM complex; nucleus
Molecular function (GO): ATP binding; single-stranded 3'-5' DNA helicase activity; single-stranded DNA binding
Source: RefSeq, a predicted model, not a curated record